AUGCACUUCCGUCAAUAUUCAGUGGCAAUCUCAGGAGACAUCGAGACUAUGUUCUAUCAAGUAAAGGUGCCAGCAGAACAGAGGGACUUGCUGAGGUUUUUGUGGUGGACCAAAGGGGACUUCAGUCAUCAACCCAAGAUAUUCAGAAUGACAGUACACCUGUUCGGUGCUGGAUCUUCGCCAUCGUGUGCCAAUUAUGGGUUGCAGAAAACCGCAACAGACAACAAGUGUGAGGUUAGCAUAAAGGCUGUAGAAACGGUAAAACGGAAUUUCUAUAUGGAUGACGUAUUGAAAUCCGUAGAAACCAUAGAAGAAGCCAAGAAUUUGGUUAAUGAAUUGAAAACCUUGUGUAAUGAAGGAGGCUUCAAUCUCACAAAAUGGACGAGUAAUCGUCGAGAAGUGUUGGUAAAUAUACCUGUCGAAGAGCGAGCAAAGGAACUGAGGGAUUUGGAUUUAGAUGCCUCACCACUACCAAUGGAAAGAACGUUAGGCAUCCUUUGGAGUCCAGAAGUUGAUGAAUUCCAGUUUCGAAGUUUGCUAACGGAGACUGAAGCAACCCGAAGAGCCAUGCUAUCAAUUAUUAGUUCAGUUUAUGAUCCUCUUGGAUUUAUCUCACCCCUGAUCAUACCAGCAAAAAUGCUUUUGCAGGAGAUUUGUAAGAAGAAGGCUGGAUGGGAUGACAAACCAGAUAACACCACCUUACAUAAAUGGAAACAGUGGACCCAGAACAUAAAGGACAUACAAUAA
This is a messenger RNA of Anneissia japonica, 747 nucleotides long. RefSeq lists its product as uncharacterized. NCBI's taxonomy places the organism in Eukaryota, Metazoa, Echinodermata, Crinoidea, Comatulida, Comatulidae. The transcript has a single exon. The coding region runs from base 1 to 747 and encodes 248 amino acids. The record is from RefSeq and is a predicted model, not a curated record.